Molecule: messenger RNA, 469 nt
Organism: Suillus clintonianus
Lineage: Eukaryota; Fungi; Basidiomycota; Agaricomycetes; Boletales; Suillaceae
Exons: 3
Coding region: 115-420 (101 amino acids)
Source: RefSeq, a predicted model, not a curated record
UCCUACGAUGGAGCUUCUGGAUGGUACAUAACUCUUGCAAUUCAAAAGUCCCUCAAUAAUUAACCCACUCCCAUCUACCAAAGCUUGACCGUAUUUUGAUCGCGUAAAAUCAAAAUGAAUCCUUUCCGAAGAAACGUGCAUCAUGAUGAACGGGAACGCACAUCUUCUGGUCGUAGAUUUCGUUUCUUUAGUAGAGACAAGAACAGAGUCGCUGGGGGAUACAAAGCGGCGCUUUCCAAUCCUAGGACAUCCAGACAGGGCAGGAAGCACGCGAAGCAAGAACUUCGUGCCAUGGGAAGGGAGAGGGAAACCCAUUUGCCCUUCAUGACCAAAGUAAAACGUGCUCUUGGUAUACGCAGCACCCCUCGUAAUAAGCGAGAAUCCAACAAGAGGCAAAAGCGGCGAGCGGCACUUCCGUGACUGCAAACAUAGCGCAUUGCAUUCGGUGGCAUUGAUAGUCCUUCCAAUA